Messenger RNA from Labeo rohita (rohu), 4444 nucleotides. RefSeq names its product ubiquitin interaction motif containing 1 (gene uimc1). The record is from RefSeq and is a predicted model, not a curated record. The transcript has 19 exons. Gene Ontology annotation, biological process: positive regulation of DNA repair; double-strand break repair. Gene Ontology annotation, molecular function: histone binding; K63-linked polyubiquitin modification-dependent protein binding. Gene Ontology annotation, cellular component: BRCA1-A complex. NCBI's taxonomy places the organism in Eukaryota, Metazoa, Chordata, Actinopteri, Cypriniformes, Cyprinidae. The coding region runs from base 257 to 3067 and encodes 936 amino acids.
UCGCGCGCUGUCGGUUGUGACGUAGCGUCUUUCCUUGUCCCUCUUGUCACGUGACAUGACAACCGCUUGUGAAAAAAUCUUGGAAUCGAAAUCCUUGUUUUUCGAGCCUUUGACCGACCGAGCUAACAUUUUAUUAUCGAAUAUGAACAUUAAGCGUGUUCCGUAAAAGUUUAUGAGCAGUUAGCUGAGGAAGAGUCUCGAAGAGUGUGUCUAGAGGUGUACACAGAGAGAGAAUUAAUGUUGUUGAGGUCGCAGGAUGCCCCGCCGGAAGCGCACAUCGGAUGAAGGCGGAAGAAGAGCGAAAGUCAGCAGAGUGGAGCACAAUGAAGAGACCCUGGUCAUAUCUGAUUCCGAACAUGAAGAGGAGGAAGAUUGCUCAUUUAAACGGUCCUCUCGGACAGCCCGGUGGAGACGAAGGGAGAAUGAGUCUAAUCUACGAGAGAUGACAGAAGAAGAGAUGCUGGACCUGGCCAUGAAACUGAGUGCUCAGGAAGCAAACAGUGCUGCCCAGAGACAAAAGCUGGAAGACAACGACAUACAAAAAGCCAUAGCGGAAAGUCUUAAUGAAAGCACUGUAAAAGCAUCGGAGGAUCAAGAUGAAGCAGCCAGCUCUUCAAAUCAACCACAGCAGAACGUAACAAAUCCGAUGUUACGCAGACGAAAACUGUCAUACCACAGCCAAGAUCAGACACACAGUGACAAUGAGAGGGAACCGACUAGUCCGCUGCCAGAAAUGCCUGAUCUAUCACAGACGACCUCCUCGCAUCUUUCAACGACGGGCUCUCCAGCUCAGGUCUCCAGUCCUCCUGCUGCCACUCAGGACAAGGCUUCAGAUAAACAGACAGUCGUCAGCAACACUCCUGAACUCUUCAGAUCUAUCUCAGAGUCCCAAUCCCAGACAUCCCCUGCCUUCACCAGGCAUGGCAGCUUAAUUCGCCAGCCUGUAGUAUGUGUUGAGAAACUGAGUCAGGACCUCAUCCUGGCAAGCAGAGACUCAAACUUUCACACGCAGGACAGCGCUGCCGCUUCCAUUUGCGUUGACAGAUCUCCAUCCCCCAAGCAGGAAGAUUCGCCCUUUUCCAAAUGUCCAGUCUUCACUCAGAACAAUCUAAAAACUGAUUUGCUAGAGGACAAAGACGGCCGUAAAAAUGCUAACGCAAGUGAAGACUAUACUCAAAUAUCUGGUGAAGAUACUAAUUUACCAACACAAGUAAGCCAAGGUUUGAGCACAGAUCCAGAUACGUGCCUUUCACCUUCUGGAAGAUCCAAGCAAUCAAGCCCUAAAUGUGUGCCUAAAAACAGCAAUGAAGAUGUCACUGUACCAGGUAAAACCACUAAACUAAAGCAAGUAGAGGAUCAGACCACUCGGGGUGAGAAUGUAAAAUCUGACAAAGAAACUGUUCCAAAAACUCAGUCUUGGAAUGAAUUUACUACUCACAUGGUCUUGCAUUUAACAGAUGAUGAUGAAGAUGAUGGCAGCGAAGAGGCUCUUCCCCCCAGUCCAGUCUUGUGCAAGGAGAAAAUUUUUAAGCCAAUCAAGACUGAGCUUUCCCCAACGCAGUCCUGCACCUCACCAGCUACCGUCACACUCUGUCCUUCUAUACAAGAUACACAGAUGUCUCAGUCUGUCCUGGAGGAGGACUUAAAAGCAUCCAAAGUUGUGGAAUUCAAAUCUUCCGACUGUAAACCUCCCCAUACUUCAGUGAAAAAAGAAGAAUGCACUGUCUCUUACUACUGGGGAGUGCCUUUCUGCCCCAUGGGGCAAAACCCGGACGAGUACACACGUGUCAUCUUGUGUCAAAUGGAGGUGUACGAGAAGAGCCUGAAGGAGGCCCAGCGAGAGCUGCUGCGCAAAGUAGACUGGGGACAGCCAGUGUGUCCUAGCACAUCAGAGAGGCCGUUUGGUGCACGGAGAUGGAAGCGCCACAGAGCUCCUCAGCUGUCAGAGGAUGAGGAAGAGAAUGAAGAAGAGGGAGAGAAAGAAAAUAACAGAAUAGAUGUAGAAGAAGAGAAGGUUGAAGCCAAGGAAGGCUCUGUGGUGGGGUCACAGGAAGAUGCUGAGGGCAGACAAAGUGAAACAUAUGUAGUUUUGUCUUCUCCAGAGACAAAAGAUGAUCAAGUGGAAGAUGCUGAGGGCAGACAAAGUGAAACAUAUGUAGUUUUGUCUUCUCCAGAGACAAAAGAUGAUCAAGUGGAAAAAAGCCCUUACUUUAGCCAAGAGGAGCCUGUAACUGCCACUUUAAAUAAACCUUUCAGGAAAAAUGCUCCAUGGGAUAUCUCAGGUGAAACUCAAAUACAGUGUUCAGCUGAGCAGGAGGAAGAGGAGGCCCAGAAUCACGAGCAUUGUGAAGAGGAUGAGAUCAUUUGUCCAGAGACUCAGAUGACUCAAACCAGCACACCAGAACUAAUGGUGACCAGUCCUGCACAGCCCCAGUCUCGCGCUGACAGCGAGGUGAUGGAGGUAGAGGAGGGAGGAGGUGCUCCUGCCAUGGAAGAGGAGAUGAUGGAACAAGAGAGUGGUCCAGCAGAGGCAGCUUCUCUUCACAAUCAGAGGAUGGAAUGCCCCAUGUGCUCCAAAUUCUUUCCCCUCCACAGGAUAGAGGUGCACGCGGCUUUAUGUGAUGGUGAAGUAGAUCACCAAGAAGAACAAUCCCAAGUUGUUGCCAGAAGGAAAAGGACCAGAAGAAAUUUGACACAGGAAACUAUGCGAUCUGGCAAAUCAACGCAGGGUUUUUUUUCAGCCCAGGAGUAUUCAGAACAUGUCGAUUUGUGCAUUGAAAAGAAAGAAUCAAAAACAAAUCAGGAAAACGGCCUGCUUUCUGCUCUGGAUCGAAAAGAACGGAGACAUACUGGCACUGAUGAACCUGGACCAUCUGAUGUUUCUACAACGAGCAACUGUGGUCUUGCCGAUCCGGCUGUGAUGGGGUCUUCUCAAAGUGUAGAUUGCACAGCAAUGACUUCCUGUCCCAGAAACACUUUCACUCCUCAAUCAGAGAACACUGACUGCCUUAUUGACUCCUCGAAGAACAGCCAAAGACUCUCAAGAAAGAGAAAAUAUAAAAAAUAGUGUCUGCAUGCUUUUAGUACUACAUGUGUCCGUGCUUUUCAGUGCCUGUCCGUUUGUAUGGCUUUUUAUAAAGAGAAAAAUGCACACCUUGAUCUAUUUAAGUCUUUGUUGUCUUAUAAAAGUCUGUUAAAUGAUCUGGCACCUCAUUAAGUUUCUAUUAAAUGUCUCAUUUGAUAUUUGUAUCUAGCGAUCAUGCGUGUUUUUUUUUUUUCUCCAAAGUUCAAUUACAUUUGCGAUUGCUUGGUGAAUCUUAGUCAAAUUAUGAUCAGAAGUUUCAGAGGGGAGUUUUUUCCAUGCAACUAAACUACAGGUGGACAUAAUGAAAUAUUAAUAUGCUGAUCAGGUUUCUUUCUGGCAGGCAAGUUUAAGGAUCAGAGGUUUGGAAUCAGCCAUGUACGGUAUGUAAUGUAAUCAUUUGUGUGGUGAUAGCACCACCUUGUGGACAUUGCAUCUAUAUAAGGCAUUAUAAUUUGCCUUAGAUUAUAUUUACUUGGAAGACAGUCCAUCUAGCAGCCAGCUUGAUUAUUGAAUACUUAGGGUUGGGUUAGGGUUAGGGUUAGGGUUAGGGUUAGGGUUAAUUCGUUGCAAAAUUCGGUUAUAUCAGGGGUGGUGAACCUCGAUCCUGGAGAGCCGCAGCCAUACAGAUUCUUGCUUCAACCCUAGUUAAACACAGCAGAACAAGCUAAUCAAGGUCUGAAGGGUUACUAUAGGCAGGUGGCAGGUCUGAAGGAAGCUAUAGGCAGGUGAGUUUUAUUAGGGUUGGAGCUGAACUCUGCAGGGCUGUAAAGUUUGUCUUUUCCCACAAAUUUUGUAUGUAUGAAAAUUGUAUAAUAUCCAAGGUACACAUUUCUAGUAAUUGUGCAGUCAGUUCUCACAUUGUAUUUUCUGAAAGUUUUAAAAUAUUUGUCCUCUAAAUGUGUCACUAGUAACACAGUAAUAUAUAAUUUAAUAAGAAGGGUUAUUGACCUAUUAGGAUUUUGCUUACAUCUUCCUUGUAAACAUAAUUUAUUCUAUUUUAAUGAAAUAUUUCCAGAAGUAAAUCAAUAACAAUUACAAUUUUAACAAUAUUUCAAGUGUGGUUUAUGAGAUUUGUUGUAUUGUGAAUCCAAAUGUUUUUUUGUAAAAGGCAAAAAGUUGAUCAUACUGAUUUCAAGCUUAAGGAUUCAUUACAUUGAAUAUACACUUAACCAACUAUCAUAACAUCUUAGUUGAUAAUUCAGUAUACUUUAUUUUUGACAAAAUGUCACAUUAUUAGUAGUGACUAAUGUUUUGGUAGUGACCACAUCACAACAGAAUUUCAACCCACAUAAGAAAAAAAUUUGCAUAACUCUACUAAAAUUUUGCUUAUUUCCUACCAAUAAAGGAUUAUGUGUUUCC